AUGCCACGUGGAAAGUACACCAACCACAAAGGCCGUAACCGUAAAUUUACAAGCCCGGAGGAAUUGGAAGAACAGCGUAAGCUAGAGGAGCAAAAAAAGAAGUGGAGAAAAGAACAUGGAGAUGAAUCAUCAAGUGAGGAAGAGUCUGAAGGAAACAAGUCAGGUUCUGGAAGCAGUGACGAAAGUGACUCAGAUGAUGAUACCCCAGCAAAGGCAAAGGGUGUGUCUGGUCUAAUUGAAGUGGAAAAUCCAAACCGAGUAGUUAAGAAGAAUAAGAAAUUAACAAACUUGGACAACCUUGGUGAGGGGGAAAAACCUCAGUUGUCAAGGCGUGAACGAGAAGAAAUAGAGCGACAGCGAGCAGCAGCCGCCUACCAGAAAGCACACGCUGAAGGAAAAACUGAGCAGGCCCGAGCAGAUCUAGCCCGACUUGCGAUUAUUCGGCAACAGCGAGAGGAGGCUGCGAAGAGACGCGAAGCUGACAAGAAGGCUAAGGAGGAAACAUCUAAGAAAAGGUAG
Messenger RNA from Leptosia nina, 519 nucleotides. Lineage: Eukaryota; Metazoa; Arthropoda; Insecta; Lepidoptera; Pieridae. The record is from the annotation of a GenBank genome assembly.